Molecule: messenger RNA, 1866 nt
Organism: Capsicum annuum
Lineage: Eukaryota; Viridiplantae; Streptophyta; Magnoliopsida; Solanales; Solanaceae
Product: protein S-acyltransferase 8
Exons: 5
Coding region: 348-1490 (380 amino acids)
Biological process (GO): protein targeting to membrane; peptidyl-L-cysteine S-palmitoylation
Cellular component (GO): endoplasmic reticulum; Golgi apparatus
Molecular function (GO): protein-cysteine S-palmitoyltransferase activity
Source: RefSeq, a predicted model, not a curated record
AAGUUUGAUGAUUUAUAAAUAAUUAUCUUUUAAUAAUAUUUUUAUAUAUAGAUUCCAGUAGUAAACAAAAAUACUUUCAAAAAUUGUCUCCUCUGUAUUUGAUAUUUUAUAACAAAAUACUAUUAUUAAAGGCCAUUAUUAAAAAAGAGAAGAAAGGAAAAGCCACCAACCAUCAUUAAAUCCACUACAUUUGAACCGCAAAGCGCCAUUUUAACCCCCUAAUUUGUCUGCAAAAAAGUUGAACAAAAAGGCCAAAAAAGAACCAAAAAAAUGAAAGUAAAUAAUUUCUACUUGUGUUGUUCUUUUGUUGUUGUUGCUUUACCAAAGUGACAAAGAAUCAAUCUUUCAUGGCCAACCAGCCUAAGCUCGUGUACCAGUCUUGGAAGGCCAACAAUAAAUUCUUGCUUGGCGGGAGGCUAAUAUUCGGACCAGAUGCUAAGUCAUUGAUUAUUACCUUCACGCUCAUCCUUGUCCCUGUUGUUCUAUUUUGUGUAUUCGUGGCAAGAAAUUUUGUGUUUGAACUCCAACGAGAAACUGCAGGAUAUGCAAUUCUGGUGAUAGCUAUUGUCUUCACAAUUUAUGUCUUUAUACUUCUAUUCUCAACCUCAGCAAAGGAUCCUGGCAUUGUCCCUCGUAAUUCUCAUCCUCCAGAGGAGGUUCUAGGGUAUGAUCCUUCAGCUUCUGUUGAAGCUGGCAGUAGACCUUUGCCUCGCACCAAAGAAGUCCUUGUGAACGGUUUGCCUGUACGAGUUAAAUAUUGUGAAACGUGCAUGUUGUACCGUCCCCCACGAUGCUCUCAUUGCUCGGUAUGUGAUAAUUGUGUGGAGCGAUUUGAUCACCAUUGCCCUUGGGUGGGUCAAUGCAUUGGGAAGCGGAACUACCGUUGCUUCUUUCUAUUUGUUUCUUCAACAGCCCUACUUUGUGUUUUCGUCUUUUCCAUAUCAGCCCUGUAUCUGAAACUUCUUUCGGAUGAAUCUGGAAAUAUUUGGAAAGCUAUCAAAGUAUCACCAGCAGCUGUGGCACUAAGUGUCUAUUGUUUUAUUGCACUGUGGUUUGUUGGAGGUCUAACUGGCUUCCAUUUGUAUCUCAUAGGUACAAAUCAGACCACAUAUGAGAACUUCCGUUAUAAGGGCAACAACAGGACCAGUGUGUAUAACCGGGGAUGCAUAACAAAUUUUCUUCUACUAUUCUGCUCAAGAAUAGAACCUUCCAAAAUCAAUUUUCGUGGAUAUGUGCAGGAAGAGGCAUCAAAGCCUCCUAAGAGUAACAUUCAAGAAACAGAUAUAAAUAUCUCUGAUGGGGAUACGCGAAUCAAGGUGGAAGACGAUCUUGAUAUUGGAGAUGAUAUUAUGAAAAUAUCCCAACGCCGUAACUCUGAAGAAGUUGGUGAUGUUAGAGGUAGAGGAAGUGACAGGUCGCCAAUAGGUCGUGCUGAGGUUGAUUUUGGAUUUGGUCUGGAGUCUCAAUUUUCCUCCAGACCCUCAUACUAGCUUUGAGCAGAACAAGUGAAAGAAGCCAAAUUCAAUAUCACCAUUUUUCUCCAGUACAUUCCUAUUUCUUCCUGCUGACAUUAUUUGGAGCACCCAGAAGGAGGUUCAACUGAUCAUUUCUUGAGGUUUAAGAUGCAAGUUUAGCCGUGAAUAUGCACCGGUGUCUCUUUCUCGGGCUGGCUUUCCCUCAUGAAGAGAUGAGAUAACCUCGCUGUUGGUUCACAAGUGUUUGCCGGUUUUAAGUAUUUAUUGGAAGAACUAUAGCUAUAUUUUUUACUUUGUAUCUUAUCUCUGGAAUUUUAACAAUUUGUACAUUUUUUCUUGUUUGAGUUUGUUCAUGAUUCACACAAGAAUAUAAAAAACUCACAUUUGAACA